Molecule: messenger RNA, 1314 nt
Organism: Styela clava
Lineage: Eukaryota; Metazoa; Chordata; Ascidiacea; Stolidobranchia; Styelidae
Source: RefSeq, a predicted model, not a curated record
GUACUUUUUUCUAGCAUUUGUGUGGAUACUAUAAUUCUGUCUGGCUUUCAGGAACUGCAAUGGAAAGUUUCACAAAAGAUGUGGAUGAUGCAGAAAAACAAUGUUUUAUAGUUUGCCACAAUGGAAACUGCUCUGUAAAUAUGCGUAGUAAAAUGAGUCAAAAUUAUAACAAACACAGACAUUGUCUAUUAUGUCAUAAAACAUUUCCUACACCGGCAAAAUGUCGUCGCCAUUUCCAAGAUGUUCAUAAGAAGAAGUCUGUCGUCAUCGGUGAAGUUACAUAUUUGCAGUGCAGAUGCACUGAACAGUCCAGGCGCUGGAGAAAAGGACAUUAUCACUGCUCCAUUUGUCCUUACAAAACUCGCUGUACUGGAAAUAUUGAGAAACAUCUGGUAAAGCAUACAUCUCCCGGAGACAUGAUGCCCGCGCAUUUAUUAAAGAAAGAGAUUGUGAAGACAGUAGAAGGAAAGCCUCAAUCGGAAGAUAGCAAUUAUGAUAUUACAAGCACGAACUUUUUGAACCAGAUUAUCCAGUUCUCUAACGAUGCCGGUCAAGCAUUCAACAGACCGCAGUUUCAUGCUCCAUAUGAAGCCAUCCCUGGUUCAACAUUAGAAGAAGAAGAAGUUGAAAUGUUACAGCACGUCGUACAACAAUUUGGAAAAGAUCUUGAUAAACUUAACUCUGUUAUUAAAAAGAGAAGAAUAAGUCAAAUCAAACAUGCUAUGAAACAAGAAGUAUAUGAUGAAGCAGAAAUGCCAAUUUCUUCAAAGCAACAGUACAAGGAUUCACAAACUACUCUUACCAAUACUCCAAUAUCUGGCAUUAUACCAAUCAAAAAACAAAAGCUCUCUCCGCCUCAAGACACCCAUGAUGAUAGUCUUUCGUACCCUCCUUUAAAAUACCUAAAAGCUAUAAUUACUGUAGAAGUUGUAACAGACUCAAAGUUUGAAGGUGAUGUGGAAAAUUUGCAUGAGUCUCCAUUACCACAGGAACAACAAGACCAAUUUAUCAGUUCAAGGAUAGUGGAUGAUAAGCCCAAGUCAUCUCUCAUCAACCCCCCACAUUUAUUGCCAUUGGAUAUUGUAGAACAGACAUGAGUUAGUGGUGGUAUCAAAGGUAUAAUCAAUACUUCUGAUUAAAGUAUCAUUCCCCAGCAUAGUAUCCUGUUUAGUCUCUGUAUUCAGGAUAAAACGGCUAUGUCAAUCUUAUAGUGUAAAAAUAGUAUAUGCUGAUUUAAUAUUUGUUCUGUAUUUGCUUUUGUGAUUUUAAAUUGUGUGGAAAUUAGAAUAUUAAAACUUGUGAUAUUUAACUGUG